This is a messenger RNA of Neoarthrinium moseri, 390 nucleotides long. RefSeq lists its product as uncharacterized. Lineage: Eukaryota; Fungi; Ascomycota; Sordariomycetes; Amphisphaeriales; Apiosporaceae. Gene Ontology annotation, molecular function: calcium ion binding. Bases 1 to 390 code for a protein of 129 amino acids. The transcript has 3 exons. The record is from RefSeq and is a predicted model, not a curated record.
AUGAAGUUCUUCUCCAUCGCACUACUCGCCAGCGCGGCCCUGCCUGGAGUCCUUAGCUUUUGCUGCAGUGGUCCUCAGUGUGCCGAUGGUACCGGCGGGACGCCUUGCUGUGCUACCCAGAGCUGCAACAUUUUCUGCUGUGCUUGUGGCGGACACUGUCGCGGCACUUCGUCCAAGCGCGAGCUCCUAGCCUUCGAUCCCCGCGUUGAUGAGUCCAUGGCGGCGUUCGAGGCUGCUGACAAGAGCGGAAAUGGCAAUUUGACUCUCGAUGAUUAUCUUGAGUACAUGUCUGUUCCUGACAGCAAGAAAGAUAUGUGGACUCAGUGGUUCGACAAGCAUGACAAAAACGGCGAUGGCAUCAUCACUGCCGAUGAGAUCAGCAACAACUAG